Molecule: messenger RNA, 1224 nt
Organism: Harpegnathos saltator (Jerdon's jumping ant)
Lineage: Eukaryota; Metazoa; Arthropoda; Insecta; Hymenoptera; Formicidae
Product: protein ALP1-like
Exons: 4
Coding region: 65-1030 (321 amino acids)
Source: RefSeq, a predicted model, not a curated record
ACAUGUGAAAGUAAAUAAUUAUAUCGAACGUAUUGUAAUUAAUUACAAUAACAUUGAUUUUAUUAUGCAUUUCCGCCUAUCACGGCGGGUAACAUAUGAUCUCAUAGAUCAAUUCAGAGUAUCUGAGAUAUUUAUCUCUAUGGAAAAUCUUAUGGGGCAUCCAAAAAUAACAGCUGAAAAACAUAUAUUAACCUAUUUAUGGUUUAUAGGCCAUGAGAGUGCUUCAUAUAGAGAUGUGGCAGAUAGAUUCGGCAUAACAAUUAGUGCUUUACACAAGGUUAUUAGUAGAGUAACUAAUUUUAUAAUGCUUCUUGCGUCUAAUAUUAUAAAAUAUCCCACAUUAGAUGAGAAAAUAAGAACUGCAACUUUUUAUGAAGCAGCAAAAGGAUUCCCUAAUGUAAUAGGUGCCAUUGAUGGCUCUCAUGUUCGAAUUGAUCGACCAUCAGAAGAUCCUGAUUCAUAUAUCAAUAGAAAACAAUAUUUUUCAAUACACGUUCAGGGAACUGUAAAUCAUGCAAUGAAAUUUAUGGAUGUUUUUAUUGGAUUUCCAGGUUCAGUACAUGACGCGAGAGUGUUUAAAAAUUCACCGAUUUACGAUGAUCUUCAUGAACUUUGCGGAGACACUUAUAUCUUACUGGGUGACAGUGCAUACCCUUGUUUAAAACAAUUGAUAACACCAUAUAAAGACAAUGGGCACCUAACACAGGCACAAAGAAAUUUUAAUCGGAGAUUAAGUUCCUGUAGAAUAAUAAUUGAAAAUACAUUCGGAUGUCUAAAACAGCGCUUUAGGCAGUUGUAUCAUUUAAAAUUAAGAAAUAUGGUACGAAUGGUGCAAGUCGUACAUGCCUGUUGUGUGUUGCAUAAUAUAGCAGAUAUGCAUAAAUUAGAAAUGUUUGAAGCACCUUUAAAUAAUGAAUAUCCAGACAUCGCAGCUCAAAACCAACAAAUUGAAAUAGACAAUAAUAUACCCAGAGAUGCAGAAAAUGGAAUGGCUAUCCGUGAUGAGUUAUGUCGUUUACUGUCUACAUAAUAAAAUAUCUGCAGAAAUAAGUGAUAAUAAAUAUAAUGUUACACAAAUAUAUCAAAUUUACUUUAUUAUACCUUAUUACAAAAGUAACUUCUAUAUUAUCAUUCAUAUAUUAUUUUUUUUCUUCACAACAAAAACUUUUUACCUAAUACUGAUAAGUAUCACAGUUUCUGAAACUAUUGGGUGAGUGCAAAAGU